GCUGGAGAAGACAAAAAAGGUAGAGAAGGAAAAAGAGCUUUUGGAUGUAUUCCGAAAGGUGGAAAUUAACAUCCCUUUACUGGAUGCAAUCAAGCAGAUACCUAAAUAUGCUAAAUUUCUCAAGGAUCUGUGCACCCAUAAGAGGAAACUGAGAGGGGACGAGAGAGUAGCGGUGGGAGAGAAUGUGUCAGCAAUGCUCCAAAGGAAGCUCCCCCCCAAGUGUGGAGAUCCAGGUAUGUUCACGAUCCCCUGUAAGAUAGGGAAUACACCGAUUAGGAAAGCAAUGUUAGAUUUAGGGGCGUCAAUCAAUGUGAUGCCCAAGACUAUUUUUGCUUCUCUAAAUCUUGGGCCACUUAAAGAAACAGCCAUCAUAAUCCAACUAGCUGACCGCACAAAUGCAUAUCCAGAGGGGCUAGUUGAGGAUGUCUUGGUUCAGGUAAAUGAAUUGGUUUUUCCUGCAGAUUUUUAUAUCUUGGACAUGGGAGAUGAGAAAUCAUUAAGCCCACCACCUAUCUUGUUAGGUAGACCAUUUCUUAGCACUGCCAGGACUAAGAUAGAUGUGAAUGAGGGUACUUUGUCAAUGGAAUUUGAUGGUGAAACUGUGAAUUUCAAUAUUUUUGAGGCGAUGAAGUACCCAGAAGAAUCUAACUCGGUCUUUGCUUUGAGUGUUAUUGAGCCUUUUGUGCAGGAAAUUUUCGAAUUAGAUGGCGAAGACGCUUUGGAAGUGGCUCUGGCCAAGCACUUGGAGUUGGGUGUAACUCAUAAUGUGGACCUAAGGGGAGAUUUGCUCCAUGCUGUGGAAGCCUUACACUCACUUCCACCCAUAUCCCCAAGGUAUGAGCUUACUUCUCUUUUUGUGCCAGAGACUCAAACGAAACUGCUUCCUUCAGUUGUGCAGGCACCAGAUUUAGAAUUAAAGCCUCUGCCAAAGCAUCUUAAGUACGCAUUCUUAGGAGAUCGGGAGACACUGCCGGUAAUCAUCUCUGCGCACCUGUCUCCAAGUCAAGAAGACAAACUAGUGCGGGUCCUGAGGGAGCAUAAGGAGGCAAUUGGGUGGAGUAUAGCAGAUAUCAAGGGAAUAAGUCCAUCCUUAUGUAUGCACCGAAUUCGACUCGAGGAAGAUGCGAAGCCGGUAAGACAGGCUCAAAGGAGGUUGAACCCCCUGAUGAUGGAAGUUGUGAAAAAGGAGAUACUAAAGCUUCUAGAGGUGGGGAUCAUUUUUGCUAUCUCGGAUAGCCCAUGGGUGAGUCCUGUCCAGGUAGUCCCGAAAAAGGCGGGAGUGACCGUUGAGGAGAACCAGGAGGGUGAUAUGGUCCCGGUCAGGAAAGCAACUGGCUGGCGCCAGUGCAUCGACUACAGGAAGCUAAAUGCCGUUACUUUCAGAUCGCGAUUGCACCAGAAGACCAGGAGAAGACCACCUUCACAUGCCCAUUUGGCACGUUUGCCUACCGCCGGAUGCCUUUCGGACUCUGCAAUGCUCCAGCGACCUUUCAAAGGUGCAUGGUUUUUACAGGAGAUUUAUCAAAGACUUUUCGAAGAUCGGAGCACCCCUGUUCAAACUACUGCAGAAGACGUGCCGUUUGAUUUCACAAGUGAAUGUAAGGUGGCGUUUGAUAAAUUGAAGGAGUCACUGACAUCGCCGCCUGUCAUUCAACCGCCAGAUUGGAGCCUUCCGUUUGAAAUCAUGUGCGACGCGAGUGACUAUGCCGUGGGGGCUGUGUUGGGACAAAGAAUUGGGAGAGCGGCACACGCGAUCUACUACGCAUCGAGAGCCUUAAGUGGAGCCCAACUUAAUUACUCCACGACGGAGAAGGAAUUACUAGCUGUUGUUUUUGCACUAGAGAAAUUUAGGUCAUAUUUAUUGGGUGCAAAAGUAAUUGUUUUCUCUGACCAUGCAGCCUUGAGGUACCUGUUGGCGAAAAAGGAUGCCAAACCGCGGCUCAUUAGAUGGAUCCUGCUCCUGCAGGAGUUCGACUUAGAAAUUAAGGAUAAGAGUGGAGCCGAGAAUUUGGUGGCUGACCAUUUGAGCCGGUUGCUCACGAAUCAAGAAGAUCUACCGUUGAGGGAGUCAUUCCCUGAGGAGCAACUCCUGGCCAUUGAUUCGUCGGCACCAUGGUAUGCCGAUAUUGUAAAUUUCUUGGUAGCAAGUCAAUUACCUACAGGUUGGUCAAAAGCUAGAAGGGAUAAGCUAAAGAGUGAUGCCAAACAUUACCUUUGGGAUGACCCAUACCUAUGGAGGCAAUGUUCAGACCAGGUGAUAAGAAGGUGUGUAAGUGCAGGUGAGUUUCACUCUAUUUUAGCUUUCUGCCAUUCAUUUGCAUGUGGUGGGCAUUUUGGUCCAAAGCGGACGGCUCGUAAAGUGUUAGAAAGUGGUUUUUAUUGGCCUACUCUGUUUAAGGAUGCAUAUCUGUUUUGCAAAUCUUGUGAUAAGUGUCAAAGGGUGGGGAAUAUUUCUCGAAGAGACCAAAUGAGUCAAACCCCCAUAUUAUUUGUUGAGAUUUUUGAUGUCUGGGGUAUAGAUUUCAUGGGUCCAUUCCCCUCGUCCUUUGGUUUCUUGUACAUUAUACUUGCUGUUGACUAUGUUUCCAAAUGGGUGGAGGCAAAAGCCACCCGGACUAAUGAUUCUAGAGUGGUUGCAGAUUUUAUAAGAUCUAACAUUUUCGUCCGUUUUGGAAUGCCAAGAGCUAUAGUGAGUGACAGGGGCACCCAUUUCUGUAAUAAGACGAUCACUGCUUUGUUUCGUAAGUAUGGUGUGCUCCACAAAGUUUCCACUCCCUACCAUCCCCAAACGAAUGGUCAAGCCGAAGUAUCAAACAGGGAAGUUAAGUCGAUCCUGGAGAAGAUGGUGAGGCCUGAUCGGAAGGAUUGGAGUGUGAAAUUGGAAGAUGCUCUCUGGGCCUACCGCACUGCGUAUAAGACGCCGAUUGGGAUGUCCCCAUACAGGUUAGUUUUUGGUAAGCCUUGCCACCUCCCGGUGGAAUAUGAACACAAAGCAUUUUGGGCACUUAAGCGGUGUAACAUGGAUCUCAUGGAGGCUGGAGGACACAGAAAGCUCCAAUUACAAGAGUUGGAAGAGCUAAGGAAUGAAGCCUAUGAGAAUUCCGUAAUUUAUAAGGAGAAAAGCAAAGUUUUCCAUGAUCAACAAGUUUCGAGAAAGUCGUUUGUCGUAGGGCAAAAAGUCUUACUUUAUCAUUCAAGACUUAAGCUUUUUCUUGUGGAAAUACAAAGUCUUAAGACGGAGAAAAGAUUCGUAGUCAAUGGUCACCGUCUAAAACCUUAUUACGAAGGGUUUAAUAAUGAGCAAAUGGAGUUUUAUCUUAAUGUUUUGACUGUUUUUGUGGUGUUGGACAGAGGAGUAGAGGUUCCAAGGCGUGCCCACGCCUUGAUGGAAAUUCGUUUGGAAAUCAUUUAG
This is a messenger RNA of Coffea arabica (coffee), 3412 nucleotides long. NCBI's taxonomy places the organism in Eukaryota, Viridiplantae, Streptophyta, Magnoliopsida, Gentianales, Rubiaceae. The record is from RefSeq and is a predicted model, not a curated record.